Anthostomella pinea is the source of this 717-nucleotide messenger RNA. The record is from the annotation of a GenBank genome assembly. Lineage: Eukaryota; Fungi; Ascomycota; Sordariomycetes; Xylariales; Xylariaceae.
AUGUACCUCAAGAUGGUCUGUUCAGGAAUGCCUUGGACCAUCAUCUCCGGCAAUGAAAGCACACUCAACGCUGGCAGCUACGCGUAUUCGACGAUGUUUCCAAACGCCAACUCGGGGUUCACGUGGGAUAUGCGACCGUGGAUGAUCGCUGGAGUGACGCUGGCCGUGUCUCAAGACUUGCUGGCCCCGUUGAUGGCGGAAUGUGAGGCGGUUGGCUUCAACGUCAAGCCGACAUUCUUUGAACAUGACAACUUCACCGAUACUUGGUCAAACCGCUUUCCCGAUGAUCAGGUGGGCAAUGCGGUUGUGUUGACUGUCUCGCGACUCUCCCGGGGGAACUGGGUGAACCCCGGUCUUCUCAACACCACCGUCGACACGAUUGGCGACAUCCUCGACAAGGGCUCAUCGCUAUCCCGUACAGCAUCAACGGAGCUGCCCAGGACGAUGCGCCGGCUAAUGCCGUCGCGGCGAGACGCCUACAUGUGUGCGAUCGUCGGCACCAUUUGGGUCGCUGAUGCUUCAGCAACCGCGAUCGAGGUGACGCACCUCGAGAUCGAGGACUGGGUCAAUGGACUGCUUGUUCCUCGGACCGACAAGUACCCGCGGCUCUCUUCCAUCAAGGAGGCCGUGGACCCGUGGGGUCUGUUGUGUGCGCAGAUGACGGCGGGUAGUGAACAGUGGUAUAUCACGGGCCAGGAGGACUACCUGACGAAGUAG